AGCAUCACAUCACACGACAGCCUUAACUUUAGCUACAAGCACGUCUGUAGUUGCUUCAGACUAUCAUUAUUCAUCUCACUACCAACAAUACAUUUGGAUGGAUCUAGCAACAAGCAUUUGAAAUUGUUACCAUCUUUUCUCAAAUUGCUGCCAUCGGCAGAACUCAAUUCAAAGCAGCACUAACAACCUGCAAACGGGGUAUGCUAAAAUAAGAGACCUCCAAGCAAACUUACCUGAAACAACACUGUUCACAGACAACUGCAAAGCUUAAAAAUGCCACUUUUUGGCUGGAUGAAAUGGUCAAAAACUGAUUCCUACAAAUCCACAAGAUGUCCUGGAUCAGAAGUAGUUACAAAAACCCUGCUGAGGGAGUUGAAAUGGCACCUGAAAGAGCGUGAAAGAUUAGUGCAAGAGAUUGAAAAUGAACAAAAAGUCCAGAAAACUGGCAUGGAUUACAACUGGCUCAAGAACUACCAAAACCCUCAAGCAACAAUUCCAGCUACUGAGCAACGGCAGCUUGAAGUUUUGUGCUCACAAAUUCAGCCUUGCCAAACAGGAACUGUUCUCAGCAGAUUUCGGGAAGUUUUGGCAGAAAAUGAUGUUUUACCCUGGGAAAUAGUCUACAUAUUCAAGCAAGUUUUAAAAGAUUUUCUUACCACCAUUGAGAGAGAAAACCAAGCAGAGCAGCUGGUAGAUGCAUGGAAUACAAAUUGCUCUGAACAUUUUAGUCCACGUGGCGACAGCUCCAACAAGUCGGACAAAGACGAAAUCCCCACGGUUUCAAGUUAUGUUGACAAAAACACACAAAGCAUGUUUCCCACCUUCUCUCACAGAAUCUGGAAUCUACCCUAUUACUACCCAUCAAGUUAAGCUGGUCUGUUUUGCUUUCAAAAAGUUAUGCAGCCAUCUACAUUCCUUUCUUGUAAUUGCCAUCCAGACACAUAGGAGAAAGAAAUGUGACAUGCUCCCCUUUUUAUUCUAAGUUCAGACAUUAAAAUCCUUUUUAAUAGCCAGCAUGCAGUAACUUAAGUAUCAACUCACCUUUUAUCUUUAUAGUUUCUUAGAACUGUUGUGUUUGAAGCCAUCUUUUAUUAAAAAAUGUAGACGUUUCUGAAAAAACUCUGAAGCAUUUUAAUUUUUAGCCAUAUAUAGCUAGAAGUAUUUCAACAACAAAAAAAGACUGCUUUGCAUAUUUUGAAACAGCAUCAAUCCACAGAGUGUUAGACAAAAAAUCCUGUGAUUGUCAUGUAGCUUUUAGGCUCUAUGGGAACUUUAUACUGUGUAAAAGAAACGGUUUAAUAUAACAUCAGUUAAAUAAACUGGUAAAUACUUUUUGGAGCUGAAUAAUUAUUUCUUAACUUCAAGAGUAAGGUACAUGUAAACACUGACAGAACUUAUGCUGCAUGCACUAUUUCUGUAUUUUUUUCUAAACUAUACUCUGCACAUGCUGAAGUAUGUUAAGGUGGACAGCUAAACAAAACCACUAAAUAUUUAGCAGCAUUUAACAACUAGCUUUCUAUUCUUUAAAAAAAUUAUUGAAUUUUUUCAUUUUAAAUAGCCAUUUCUCGUUUCACUUACUGAAAGCUGUUCUGAAACCCAAAUUCUGCAUUCAACUUUCAACAUUUUGACCAAAUCAGGUGAUACUUUCUAGAACAGCCAAGGAGUCAACAGAUCAUUUCCAACACACAAGGUGUUCAUUCCGAAUUAACACAUAACAAAAUUUAUUGUUUCUCAGCCAUCAUCAUCUAUCACUGUGGGUUCACAAAGUUUUACAAGAUUAAUCACAUACGUAGCAGUCACGGUCACAGCAGGCAAUUAGAGCAGAAAAUCAAUGAAAACAUAUGCCAGAACUCAGUUGGCUACAUUUCCAAUUGUGCUCCUAUCACCGUAACAAGUUUUUACAUGUUUUAUAUAACCUCUUCUCUCUAUUUUAUUUUGAUCUGUCUGCCAGAUCAAAAAAAAAAUGGGCAAGAUUCACAUGGCCCAAUUCACAGAAUACACGAUUUCAUAAACGAAACUGCUUCCUCUGGUAUUUUCUUCAAACAUACUGAAGAAAACAUUCAGAUUUCAUUAAGGUGGUAACACAACUUCAAGGCAUCUUAUGCUCCACAGCUGUAUCCCCCCCUUCCAGAAAGAAUUUACUAAUAAUGCAACAUAAAUUGGAUGAAGAAAUGGCACAAUCAUUUACUAAACACUUUUAAAUCUUUUAAGAAUUGUUUUAAAAAUGCCUUUGUAAAGCUUACAAUACAGAGAACAUUUCAUAUAGUAAAGUAAAACAUAAUAUAUAUAGAAGAUAAAACAGUAAGAACUCCUAUAUCCACCUAAAGGACAAAGCACUAGAGUAGCAGAGCAGAAAAAUUCCAACAAAUUUAAAAUAAUAAAAGCUGUAACUCAAUACCAAAAGUAACUAGACCCUCUACUUCCUAUAAAAUAAAUAUACAAAGCUUCAUAAGGACAAGCAAACUUCUUGUAUCUGCACUCAGAACAGCUACAAACUCUUCGCCUUAUUCUUAUCAGUUGUCAUUUUGUCAGGAUUAAUAACAAAAAUACCAUUCUAAAUUUACUCUCCCCUAUUGAUGUAGCACAAGAAGUUGGAGAUUCUUCUCCUACAGUUCUAAUCUAAUCACUACAUCAAGGCAGCAAGAGAUUCAAAGAAAGGUUUUUCCACAAUGAUAAAACACUCACCAGUAUUAAAUAUCAAGUACUUUCCUAUAGGAAACUUCCUAAAUAUCAAGUGUCUUUCCUACAGUAAGGAGGGUAACAAGUACUGAGUAUUUAAAAGGCAUUGGCAGGAUUAAUAUUACUCUCAGAAUUAAUAUCCAUAAUGCUGGUUUCAGAUAGCUUUGAAACGUGCAGGAUUCCUGCAAUGGCAAUUCAUGUAGGUUUGUUUCUUAAAAAUGGUCUUCACAGCUUUCUAUCUGAAAAAUAGGCUUAAAAACCCUCUAAAAAUGCAGUUUCCAAAUUUUAGUUUAUGGAAAAUGGAAAGCCAGUUACAUGAAGAUCCACUUACCUUAACAAUCACCAGGGUAGGGAAAACAAACAAACAAAACCAACAAGAUAAACCCAGAUACAACUUGCCCACGGUUUAUAAACUUCACUUCAAUUUCAUUUUAACAUGAGCAAAUGCAUUUUUCCAAGUUCAGAAACAGGGAUCAUCAACUAUGCCAUAUUCUAAAAGGCAGUUGCUGCACAAUAAUUUAAAAAUAUAGAUAGUCAUCAUAGCCAAUUUGAUGUUAAAUCUCUUUACAAUGCCAGGGCAAUGCACAAAAAGGCUCACCUACUUUUAUACGCAUGUUUUAAUCAGACUACUGCAUCCAGUUCUAGUGACCACAUUUUGGGGGGAAAGGAGAAAGAGAAAGCAUGGAGCUAUUGGUAAGAAAUUCUGUCCACUUACACAAAUGGUCGUUUAGGAUGCAUAUUGCCUGUGUCCCUCUUGAACAUGGGGUAAAAAAAUUAAAACAACCAAAUCUGUAAAAAAUUAUUUUUCCCUACUAACUCAGUUGUCAAACUCACAGUUAGGUUAUCUGCUAAGACUUGUGAGUUUAAAGAGCUUUCUGUCCAACCAAAAAUAAAGAUUUGCC
Poecile atricapillus (Black-capped chickadee) is the source of this 3581-nucleotide messenger RNA. RefSeq names its product RD3 like (gene RD3L). Bases 274 to 870 code for a protein of 198 amino acids. Lineage: Eukaryota; Metazoa; Chordata; Aves; Passeriformes; Paridae. The transcript has 4 exons. The record is from RefSeq and is a predicted model, not a curated record.